CAGACCUGAGAUUCCUCCUCCAGUCGUUGAAAUGCCCAGACAGAUUCAGGAAGCCCCAAUCCCAGCACUCGAGGGGCAAGGGAAUCAGCCUCAUCCUAACAUUCAACAGCAGAAUUUCUUCAUGGGUGAAGGACAAAGACAGCAUGAACCAAUGGAGGCUGCUGCUCCAGUUGCAGACCAUGGCCAUCAACCUCAGCAUAGGUAUAUUCCGCCAGGUAUGAAGGGAAAUGUGGGUCCUCAUCAUCAAUCCUACCCAAGGGACUUUUUUCAGCCACAAGUUCCUCCAGCCCAACUGGUACAGCACGGUCUGCAGAAUCAACCAACUCAAUUAUUCAAUAGAGAUCAGCUAAUAGAUCUGGUACAAGAAACCUAUGGACCAGCCUUGAGGCCAUUGGUACGUCCAACCUACAGGAAGCCUUAUCCAAACGUCAUUGAUGAUGAAAAUCCUUUUCCAAGGGGUUUUAAAUUGCCUGAAUUCACUUUAUUUUCUGGUGAGGUUGGUCAGUCCACUAUUGAACAUAUAGGACGCUUCACAAUACAGUGUGGAGAGGCGUCUGGAGAUGAUAAUUUGAAACUCAGACUGUUUCCUAGCUCUUUGACUAGGACAGCCCUUACAUGGUACCUCAGUCUGCCUCAAAAUUCAAUCUACUCUUGGAGGCAAAUGGAGGACUUGUUUCACACUCAAUUCUAUCGUUGUGAACCGGAAGUGUCUAUGGCAGACUUGUCAAGGUUAGCCCAAAAGCCUGGAGAGUCGUCUCAGGCAUUCCUUGCUAGGUUCCGGAGAGCCAGACUGAAAUGUAGAGUUGCACUACCAGAACAAGAAUUUGUCAAGCUGGCUCAGAAUGGUCUGGAAAUUGAGCUCCGAAAGAAAUUUGAGGGAAUGAAAUUUCGAGACUUCUAUGAAUUGUCUUAUAAAGUGGCUCAGUAUGAAAAUCUGCUGAAAGAAGAUGUUCAAAAGAAAGCUGCAUCACAUAGAACCUAUUACAGUGACCCUAAUUUUGAUCUUGAUGUGGCUGAAGUGGUUACAGACAAGCAUGUUGUUUGUCCAGACCUUGUCAGACCAACUCACCAGCUUGAGACGUCUGUGAGACGUUAUGUUGGUGAGGCUGGAAAACAGUAUACUUUUGAUGUGUCAAAAGCUAGUGAUAUAUUCGACCACCUUAAAAAGAGUGGUCUGAUUAAGCUACUGCCGGGACAUAAAAUCUCGACAGCGGCUGAAAUCGGAGCUAGAGAUUAUUGCAAAUUUCAUAAUUCUUGGAAGCAUUCUACUGAUAAUUGUCUUAUUUUUCAUAAUGUCUUACAAGAAAAGAUUGAUAAAGGUAUCUUGAAAUUUCCAGACAAAGCGAAGGAAACCAUGGGAGUGGAUGCAGACCCUUUUCCAGCUAUGUCUGUCGGCGUGAAUGUUGCAGACCUCAGGAUUGUUACCAGAAAUCGCAGUCUGCCUUAUGCUCAAAGGAACCUUGCUGCCGAAGACUUGAGGUGGGUGCUUGAGGCACGGAGAUCCAGACAUAGUAAGACUGUCAGGUCAGACCAACAGAGGUUUGGGGGGCAAGGAAGGAUCACUAUGACCAGGAACUUCAGUCCAGAAGGUGCUAGACGUUACUCAACUGGUACUAGAUCUCCAAGGAUGGUCAAACUGCCACUUAAGUCACCUUCCAGACGGUGGGAGAAAGUCAGUCAUCCUAAGUUUCCAGCCCAGAAUCCCAGAACCUUGAGGCAUAGACUGCAACGCAAGAGGGCUGAAGAGCGAAAAAGACAACAGAAGCUAGUGGAGGCUGAGGGAAGUUCAUCUCGCAAACCACGCCAACCUACAUAAAGGAACAUGGUGUGGGUGAGAAAAGAGAAAAAUGAGACUAUAACCUAGACUCUACCGAAGGGGGAUGACCAAUCUCUAACCUCUCCAAAGGUGGCAUCUGUCAUUGUGAGUCCAGACGGAGUUUUGAAAGCAACUUUUGAAGCAUAAGAACAGUCUGGGAAUCGAGGAUCUGAAGCAAAAGAAGAUGACACUAUUCAUUUUGGGGAAUUCUUAAUGAAUUUGUCAUGUCUGG
Molecule: messenger RNA, 2048 nt
Organism: Rubroshorea leprosula
Lineage: Eukaryota; Viridiplantae; Streptophyta; Magnoliopsida; Malvales; Dipterocarpaceae
Source: the annotation of a GenBank genome assembly